Messenger RNA from Triticum aestivum (bread wheat), 1760 nucleotides. RefSeq names its product protein NASP homolog 1. The coding region runs from base 108 to 1496 and encodes 462 amino acids. Gene Ontology annotation, cellular component: nucleoplasm. The transcript is spliced from 6 exons. Gene Ontology annotation, biological process: CENP-A containing chromatin assembly; DNA replication-dependent chromatin assembly. The record is from RefSeq and is a predicted model, not a curated record. Gene Ontology annotation, molecular function: histone binding. Lineage: Eukaryota; Viridiplantae; Streptophyta; Magnoliopsida; Poales; Poaceae.
AAACAUUCCCCAUUUCAUUGCCCCUUCUCCCGCUCCCUCCCUCCCCACCACCCGCAGCUUCCGGCGCCGACAGGGAACGAUACCCCGCCCCCCCGCCGCCGCUGCCCAUGGACUCCUCCUCCGAUAACUUCGUGGCGCCGGUAGACGAGCGCCAGGACCCACCGCUCCCGAACCCUAGCGAGGAGGAAGCGGGCGGCGAGGAGAAAGAGCGGGGAGAGGAGAAAACCCUAGAGCGGGCGGAGGAGCUGUUUGACAAGGGGUCCAAGGCCAUCGAGGAGGGGGACUUCGUCGUCGCCGUCGACCGCCUCAGCCGCGCCCUCGAGAUCAGGGUUGAACGUUAUGGAGAACUUGCUUCAGAGUGUGCUAGCACGUAUUAUAAAUAUGGAUGUGCCUUGCUAUACAAAUCACAGGAGGAGACCGAUCCUCUGGGUAAUGUUCCAAAGAGUGCACCAGAUGAAGAACCAGCGAAGAGCACAACGAAUAAAGAUAGUGGAAACUCAAAGGCAUCCAGUAGCAACGUCAAAGAUGACGAUCCAUCUUCAGACAAAGGUGGUCUUGAAGGUCAAAACUCAAAUGAGAAAGAUCAGGAGGAUGUAGAUGGUGAGAGUGACAAGGAUGGCGAUGAGAUGGGGGGAGAAGAAGAUGAUUCUGAUUUGGAUCUAGCCUGGAAAAUGUUAGAUAUUGCAAGGGCAAUAGUGGAGAAGAACCCAGACAACACUAUGGAGAAAGUGAAAAUCUUUUCUGCUCUAGCUGAAGUCUCCAUGGAAAGAGAGGACAUAGACAACUCACUUGGUGACUACUUCAAAGCUUUGGCCAUCUUGGAGCAUUUGGUUGAGCCUGACCAUCGUCGAAUUGUUGAACUACACUUCCGCAUUUGUUUGGUCUAUGAGUUGGCAUCUAAGAUUGCAGAUGCGAUCCCAUAUUGUGCAAAGGCUGUUUCAUUGUGCAAGUCACGUUUAGAGAGCCUGAAAAAAGCGAAGGCAACCUUGUUGGCUGAUAAAGGUGACAGUGCAUCUACUGCUGAUGGAGACUCAAAGAAAUUGUCUAUUGAAGAUGAGCUGGAGGUUGUUACUGGUAUAUUGCCUGACCUUGAGAAGAAGCUUGAAGACCUGGAGCAAGCAAUGGCAACCCCAAGCUCUGAAAUAGAGGAGAUUAUGAAAAGCAUUGCCGCAAAGGCAGGGUUUAUGCAGAAGGCUGGCAAUGCCGUGGCACCAAGAGCUGCAUCUUUGACUUCUUCACAAAUGGGUGGAGUAAACAAUGGCUUUGACUCCCCAACUAUGUCUACAGCAGCAACAUCCGGAAGCACUGGAAGUACUGUUACCGACCUCGGUGUUGUAGGCAGAGGCAUCAAGCGAGCUAAUAUCAAGCCUAUUUCUGCUGAACCUUGUUCGAAGAGACUGGCAGCAGAUGAUUCACCAUCUGUGAAAUGCGACAGCAGCAACAACUCAGAUGUUCUCCCCACGGCGCAAGAUGGCGAGGGUUCCGUAUCAAAGUAGAGUUCAUUUUCAUUCGCCCUACAUCGUGUUAGUAACUUGCUGGAAUCUGUGAGCUCCAUAUUUGGCCCUGUUUAGCUUAAUGCAAACUUAGAGCCGUUAAAAUGUUUGUGAAUUGCGGGAACCAUCUUCUCUUAAGUUGUACUAGUAGCGUGAACUGGUGAUAAGUUUAUCAAGCGAGACAGUUGUCGGUGUCUGACGCGUGUAAGGCGAUUUGUGCUUUUCCAAAUUCGUGUUUCUACCUAUGGGAUCUUGUUUAUUUAGUGA